GUCAAGUCAAGUCAAUAUUCCUUCAUAUCAAAAUUGUAUCAAAACAAAACAAACAAGCGAGAAGUGGAGAUUAAAUAAAAUAAUUUUAUUUACUAAUCUAUAAAAUAGCUGGAUUUCAGCCCAAUAUGUGGCAAUUUAAAAAGCAAAAGCCGACUUCUACUAUACCAACAACAAACAAGUUUUGGGCUGAUAUUGACAUUGAUAGUGAAAAAGCAGAAACGUCAGAAACAAAAGAUUUUACUGCAGCAGAAACAAGUGCUCUUGAAAGGAGGCUAAAUAACCCAAACAAACUAAAGAGGGCUAAAUGCUAUAUAUGCAGUGAGGUUGGACAUAUCGCAAGAAUAUGCCCAUUAAACAAAGGUCAAAAGAAAAAAAAAGAUUACAGUACUACAGCUGCGAGUAAAGAUGCGGGAAAGAUGAAUACCAAUUAUGAUAAUGCAGAAACUUUGGGGCAGAGUGCAUCUAAUCAUGAAAAAAGUAAAUCUACAACUUCGACAGCAAAAGAGGAUACAAAUAAUGGUAGUUAUGCAACAACUUUAGGACAAAAUUCAUCUAAAGAUGAAACAAAUAAAGCUAAAUUUACAACAACAGGACACAAUGAUAAUGCAGAAACUUCAGGGCAAUGUAAAUCUUAUACUGAAACGAAUAAGGCUGAAACUCCGAAAGAAAGAGAGAUCGCCGCUUCCGAAGCUGAAAAACCAAAGAAGAAACUUCUCAACAUAACUGUGAAAUGCUACAUUUGCCACCAAAAGGGCCACCGACAAAAUGCUUGCCCUUUGAAAGACAAACAGGACGCCUUGGCCGGUGCUUCGAGUACCGAAUGUACCGAUCAAAUGUCAAAAGAUGCCAGAUGUACUUUCUGCGGAGUUCAGGGCCACAACUUCCAGACUUGUCCGGUGAAGAAAUGGCACGUUGGACCUGGCUCGAAGGAAAGUGAAUCUGAAAAGGAGGGGAACAUAUACGAUUUCAUCGAUCUAAGUGCGGAACAACCUGAAACUGAUAAUCAAACUACCAAAGGUAUACCCAUCGGUGUGUGUAAACAAAUUACCGAAGCUCAAAGGAGUGAGUUGAAAAAACAGAAGACUAUAAGAAAAAGAAUGAAUCAAUCUAUGAAGAGGCGGAGAGCGGCUUUGUUGAAAAAAGUACCUAUGUUCUUACGAGCUACUGCACCUGAGAACCAUCUAACUGUGUUUGAGAGUCAAACUAUUAUCGCUGGAAAUCAGUCGAUGCCUGUUCCGAUGCCUGUUGUGAUUGAGAAUCACCCUGUUGUGAGUGGAGAUCACCCUGUAGCAUAUCAACCGGUCGCACCGCAGAAUUACCCUUUUCCAGAUCCGAAUCAGGCUAAUGUGGCCGGGUUUAUUGCAAUGCAAGGUUACACCCGCUUCCCAUCAGGUAUACCGAAGUCGUUUCUAACUCCACAACACACAGAACAGUUGUUACCACAGAAUAUGCAGCAACGAAUUCCAACGAUCCAACGGCAAACGCAGCAACAACCCGUUCAACCAAUCGUUCCUGAACCAAGUCCCGUUCCCGACUGGCAAACGCAGCACACAUUUAUGCCUAUAUCAAUUGAGAAAAAUCCGCCUGUUGAAUCUACUCGUAUGUCGACACAAGGAGAGACAACGGAGACAGAGAUAACGCAGGCUUACUCCCCCUCUGAUGUUUACGGCGAUAUGAGGAACGAACUUGGCUCUACUGAACCGCACGAAGGCUCGGAAUCACCCGACCCGCAAGGUCAGAAGCGUCUCAGCGCGUUCCAGCGCCUUGGACCGGCGACGCAGAAGAAACCCAAGUUGACCAUCAACCUUUCUUGCGAUAAAGGACAGCCAGUGAGGGAAGUGGUGGACGAGACAGAAGAAACUGUAGAAGAAUACACCCCUGUUCACCUCCGCAAUGACGUCACAACAAGCACAGACGAGACAGUAAUGAAGUACCUGCACUUAUGGCCCUGGAAGAGGACAGUGCAUGAAAGAAGAACAGCCUCUUUCAGAACUUCCAAGUCGGCGAUGUUGUUGGAACUGGAACAAAUGGUGGAAUCGUACGAGAAAGACAAUUCGUUCAUACUAAUUACUGUGACCCAUUACCCAAAACAUUGGACCAAGGAAAUGGUGUUUGACGUUGUGCUGGAACAGAUAAAUGUCAUACCGUGUUUUAUUGAGUUCACACCGAAAGAAUGCAAAUUCUUCGUGAUCAGAAGCAAGCCGGCCUUGAUGGCCAUACACAAGUUGGGGUUCCGUAUACGCAAGGAAGACCUGGAGUUGAGACUCAGGAUAUCACUCACAUUACUCACGCAGAACCAGAUCGACUUCCUGCCGCGUCUCGAGUUGAGGAAACGGCUUGGGAUGGGGUACGAUGGCGAGAGGAAGCUGGAUUUGCAGGAGUUCACAUUGAAGUCAGACAUAAGCCACUUCAUCUAUUUCCCUCUCAGUGCACUGUCGAAUCAAACCGACCUGAUACAAUUGCGAAGUGUGGUGGACUGGGAGCGUUUGACCGAGCUGAAUUUAUCGCGAAAUAGACUAACAUCCAUAAACGGCUUCGAACUAUCGACCACGUGUCCCAAACUGAAAGUUCUAGAUUUAUCACACAACUACUUGGGGAGGGUGACAGUACUCCUCCAAAGCAGGAGUCUGCCUCUCCGCAGUCUGAGCUUGGAGGGCAACCCUCUCUGCCACGACUACAUCGACCCCAGGCAGUAUGUAGACAACGUCAGAGCCAUGUUUCCCACUCUGAGAGAACUUGACGGCGUAUCACUAACACUGAAAGGCGACUUACCAGCUUUCAAAAAGAACUACUGCAUCUACGGCGCUGACAGCAUAAUAGAGAAAUUUCUAGACGUAUACUUCCCGCUGUUAGAACUGCAGCCUUCGGAGAGACAACUCAUUGGAGACAUGUACGAUGAGAACGCGCUGAUGAUGGUUAUAUACAGAUAUAAAUAUAUUCGCAGAUUAUUCCGAAUUUCAUCCAUCAACAGUAAAUUCGUGGCGGACGGCGUGAAAGACGUCAUACAGGGCGCCACUUCUAUAACCAAAUACAUAAACAAGUGGCCCGUUUUCAAACACGACCCCUUCACGUUUACUGUAGAUGUGAUUUUUCAUAGUGACACGACAACAGUCGUCAAAAUCUGCGGAAUGUUGAAAUUGACAGCGGAAUCUUUGGCGGAAGACGAGCAUAUAAUGUCAUUCUCACGUACGACCGUGUUACAUCGUACCGACAGUAUGGAGUACAAAAUACUCAACGAUUUGUUGUUGUGGGACGAACCGAGUAAAGAGUGUGCCGCGAACGCUUUUCAAAUCACUAAGAUAAGGUCGAGAAAACUGUAUGUCGAUUUUGAAUUUGAUCCAAAUCCUGAUGAAGAGACGAAAGAAAAAUUGGUUCUCAUAUUUGAACAAUUGACGGAAUUGGAUACAGAUUGUAGCCGAAAGUGCCUGGAAAGAAAAGAAUGGAACCUUAAAGAGGCUUUAGAUCACUUUAUCCAGCUUCUAAAGUUAAAUGAUUUGAGCUCGAUCGAAUUAAAUUGAGAGAAAUCCUGAUCAAAAAUUUAAUGAGAUGUGAGUUUCGAUGUCUUACAUGGUAUUAAAAUGAAAACCUGGUUUAAAAUUACGAAAUACAAAUUUCUAAUAUUGCCCAAUUCGUAGGUUAAUUAUUGUUAUUAUAAGCAAAAGGGUUGUAAACUAUUUUAGGUAUGGAGGUGAUAAAAUAAAUUGUA
This is a messenger RNA of Amyelois transitella, 3706 nucleotides long. RefSeq lists its product as uncharacterized. NCBI's taxonomy places the organism in Eukaryota, Metazoa, Arthropoda, Insecta, Lepidoptera, Pyralidae. Gene Ontology annotation, biological process: poly(A)+ mRNA export from nucleus. The record is from RefSeq and is a predicted model, not a curated record. Gene Ontology annotation, cellular component: nucleus. Bases 126 to 3518 code for a protein of 1130 amino acids. The transcript has 26 exons. Gene Ontology annotation, molecular function: protein binding; zinc ion binding; RNA binding.